UUUUCUUCUCCGUUCUUCUUCCUUCUUCGAAAUCCUCUGUAAAUGUUGUACAUUUCAAUCCCUUUUGGUGGAUCUGAUCCAACGCAGCCAAAACCUCAAGCGACGGCGCAUCAAUUCCUGGAUUCACCGAAAGGGGAUUCGACAACAAUCCACAUGCAUACGUGCAUACACAUUUGAUCGUCGCGUUUCUACCUUGGCUUUUAUCCGCCCUUUUGGGAUUGUGGAGGCGUUUUGGGGGCUUCCUACGAUUCAAAUUUGGGGCGUUUGGGCGGAACGUGCGUGUAAUUACGGUGUAUUAUUGAUUUUACAAUUGUAGGUUUCGGUAGCUAAGGUUGGAAUUAUAUCAAUCAAUGCUGGGCGUUUAGGAAAGUUCUUCUGAGAGUUGAGCGAAUUGUUUAGAAUUCGAGGCGUUGGUGUUCCGAUUUUGUUUUCAAUUUCCGUCUCAUUCUUUCGCCGGUGCUAUGAGAAACAUUUUGUUGCACCAUUGGGAUGAUGAGGAACCAAGCGAAGAAAAUCGUGAGCUGGAUUUUUCCUUUUAUGGCUUUUGUUGUUCUGCUCUUGAUUAUGGUGGCAAUUGGCGUCGAUGGCGAUUGGAAUGAGGAACAAGAACCUUUACUAACUAAUCUGGUCGACUCAGGAGAGAUUAGUCAUGAGAUGGCUGAGCUAUUGCAGGCGAACUGCAGGAAUGAGUUGAUACAUGCUACGAAGACCUUAGAAGACCCUCAAUUAUGUCCAACAAAGGGGUUGUUCAAUCAGGAUGAUGACCUUAGAACACUACAAAUGCACGAUACUUCUGUUGAUGCCUGGUGCCCUGAGGUUAAGCAAAUCCUUUUAGAUUGCAUGAUGAAAAAAAAUCUCAUGCUUCAUAUUCCUGCAGUGGAGAGGGAUGUAGAUGCUUGGUACACAAGAUAUUUGGGGUCUUUAUUGGCUGCGCAGCAUUCUUCUAGCCGUCGCGAAUUGGGUGGGAAAAAAUCAGGAAAGAAAAAGGCAAAAAAGGAGGAGUCAUCAUUGCCUGUAGUUGCCAUAGCAGCUGCAUCUGUUACCUUGAUUAUUGUUAUUCUGCUCCUUUGUUUAUGCUGUAAAUGCUGCAAGACUGAUUCCGAUCACAAUAAAAAUGACGAGAGUCCUCUUCUCACCUUUAGCUUAAGCGACAACUCUAUUGCCUCCCCACAGAAGUCAUUCAGUCGAGGAUCGUCAAUGUGUGAAGAAAAACUUGAGAUUCCGCUUGGAAACACUGCCCCGGCAGGAGCCAAGUUAGAACAAGGUUCCACACAAAUGUCUUCUCUGCCACCACCCCCUGGAUCAGCCCCUGGAUCAGUCCCUGGAUCAGCCCCUGGAUCAGUCCCUGGAUCAGCUCCUGGAGUGCUAGGUGAACAUGGAAUAGCUCCACUAAGACCACCUCCUGGCAAGCUCAGCGAACAUGGAAUAGCUCCGUUGAGGCCGCCUCCUGGAAGGACAAAUACUUCAAAACCUCCCCAUCCUAAUGCAGCUCGUCCCCCACAACCACCUCCUAUGCAACCUGCAACUAGCACUUCUUCCGGUGACCCUCUUCCUCAGCAGCCUGGACCACCGGGAGCAGCAAUACCUUCGCCACCUGGGGUUCCAUCACAACCUGGGGCACCAGCAUCAUCAUCAGCAUCAGCAUCAGCACCAGCACCACCUCCACCACCUGGAGCACCAGCACCACCCCGGCCACCUGGAGCACCACCACCUCCUGCUCCACCUGGAGCACCUCCUCCACCUGGAGCGCCUCCUCCACCUCCUAUGAUGGGUGGUCCUCGGCCUCCACCACCUCCAGGAGGGGGUGGGCCUAGGCCGCCACCACCUUUUAGCAAGAGACCUCCUCGGCCCCGUGGACCAUCUUCAGGAGAUGAUGAUGAUGCUGAUAGUGCUGCUAAUAAAGCUAAGCUGAAGCCUUUCUUUUGGGACAAGGUGAAUGCUAACCCUGAUAAUGCAAUGGUUUGGAAUCAAAUCAAAGCUGGGUCUUUCCAAUUUAAUGAAGAGAUGAUGGAAAGUCUUUUUGGCUAUGCUCCUGCUGCGAAAGGCAACACCGGGGCAAAGAAAGCGUCUGCUUCCAAAGAGAAUACUCCUCAGUUUAUACAAAUUAUUGAUCCCAAGAAGGCACAGAAUCUAUCAAUUAUGCUCAAAGCAUUAAAUGUGACUACAGAAGAAGUCUCUGAUGCAAUCGAAGAAGGUAAUGAGCUUCCUGCAGAACUCAUUCAAACAUUAAUAAAGAUGGCUCCUACUGCUGAAGAAGAACUGAAGCUGAGACUCUACACCGGCGACCUCGCUCUACUUGGCCCGGCCGAGCGUUUCCUUAAAGGCUUAGUCGAGAUUUCAUUCGCCUACAAGAGGCUAGACUCAUUGCUUUUCAUGUGCACCCUAGAGGAGGACAUGACGAUGUUAAAGGAAUCUUUCGUGGUCUUGGAGAACGCUUGCACCGAAUUGCGCAAAAGUAGGCUGUUUCUCAAGCUACUCGAGGCUGUCCUCAAGACUGGGAAUCGAAUGAACGAUGGAACAUACCGAGGGGGUGCACAAGCAUUCAAGCUCGAUACACUUCUUAAACUAGCGGACGUAAAAGGAGUAGACGGAAAAACCACAUUACUCCACUUUGUUGUCCAGGAGAUAACCCGAUCGGAAGGCAUCCGAGCUGCCCGUGCAUCCCGGGAGCUGCGAAGCAUGUCCAGUUUCCAGUCCGAUGACCUACUCGAUGCGCCCGUCCAAGACUCCGACGAGCAUUUAAAGAGCCUCGGCCUGCAAGUGAUCUCCGGCGUAGGCGACGACCUCAAGAACGUCAAAAGAGCAGCAAAUUUAGACUCGGACAGUAUAACAGGAACCGUCGCGAAGAUCGGGAUUUCGCUCAAGAGAGCCAGGGACUUCCUCAGCACCGAUAUGCAGAGUGUCGACGAAGACAACGGAUUCCAUCAAACGCUCAAGAGCUUCAUCCAAAACGCCGAGGGCGACGUCAAGUGGCUGCUCGAGGAAGAGAAGCGGAUAAUGGCGCUCGUCAAGAGCACCGGCGAUUACUUCCACGGCAACUCCGGCAAGGAUGAAGGGCUCCGAUUAUUCGGCGUUGUUCGCGAUUUCCUCGUCAUUUUAGACAAAGUUUGUAAAGAAUUGAAAACUGCCCCCGUAAAGCCUACCACCAAGAAAGAUCAACAGCAGCAGCAGCACCAGCAACGGCAGCAGCAACAGCAACAGCAACGGCCACAAACAGCAAAGCCGCCUCCACCUCCUCAAGACACCAAAACAACGACAACGACGGCAAAUCCUCCUCCCAACCCGAGACAAAGACUCUUUCCAGCCAUCGCCGAAAGGCGGCCGGAAUCGUCAUCUUCAAGUUCAGAUGAGGACUGAAAGUCUCAACCUAAUUCAAGAUGAUCUCAAGCCUAACAUUUUUCUUCCAACCUUGAAAUGUGCCUAUGUUGCCUGUAAAUUAAGUUACUCCUAGGUUAGAUGGUAUUGAGAUUUGAGCCCCAU
Molecule: messenger RNA, 3480 nt
Organism: Andrographis paniculata
Lineage: Eukaryota; Viridiplantae; Streptophyta; Magnoliopsida; Lamiales; Acanthaceae
Product: formin-like protein 5
Exons: 7
Coding region: 490-3357 (955 amino acids)
Biological process (GO): actin nucleation; actin cytoskeleton organization
Molecular function (GO): actin filament binding
Source: RefSeq, a predicted model, not a curated record